AGACUGUGUAUUCUGAUUAAAAUCCUCAUUUGUUUGGUCCAAGAUCAUCAGCACGUGCUUCGCAGCCUCCAUCAAUGAGACCAAGAACAUUCCCCGUAACAUCAUCCACUCCAGCGAUCCAUGUCGAAGCCCAAAUUUAUCAUCUCGGAGCCGCAAUAAUACUGCAACAUCAAGCAGUCAUGAAUCGGAUUGGGAAAAGCCAAAAAAAGAAGAGAAAGAAAAAGAAAGAUCCAGACCUUGAUUGCAAUCCAGCCAUCGAAACUCCCACCUCCUCUUUAACAAUUUAUUCUGUUUAAUUCUGAGUCUUUUAUUACCCUUUUUUGUUCCCUCCGGUACCUGUUUCUAAUUCAUUAUUUACUCUUUUUUUUCAACGAUCCAUUUUAGUCAUUUAUUUUUUUUCGCUAAAGUCGACACAAACAUGGAUUUUGUUUGACUCCGACAUUGGAGAUUAUUAGGGUUCCGAUUUGGGCGUGGGUUUGAAUAUCUUUAAUUUUUGUCGACUUUACUCUUCGUUUCGGCGUGGCUGAUCUCCUUUCCCUUCCCGAAUGUUUUUGGAAGUCGCCAAUCCUUUUGGAUGAGCCUAUGAUCUAGAUUCUGCUGGAGGAGGACUUGCCGAGAUUGCAAGUAGAAAAGAAUACAAAGGAGUACCAGUGGAUUCAUAAAGGAUUUAGGGUUUUCACUUGCAAUUUUCACUGCUAAGUAUUCGUGUUUUCUCCUUGUCGCCGUCAGUUAGCUUGGGCGUAAGGAGGUUUGUAGUGAGAGAAAGACGAGCUUGCUUGAAUCGUGAAUCCUUUCAUCAUACAUAGGAAGGAUGUAUCAAUCUCGAGGAUCCUCGAAGCAAUCUUGUAGGCUCAUUGCGGUUUUAUGCGGGAAGUUCGCUGACAGGCAGGAGGUGAAGUGUCAGCGUCUCUACCCGUUUCCUGAACUUCUUUCGUCAGGGCGAAUUGAGGUCCAUACACUUUUUAAUCCGACACCAGAUAGUUUUCGUGAUGCUCAGAAAUCAUUGGAGCCAAAUAUCCUGUUCUUCCAGGGGCAGCAACUUGAAAAUGAGGAAGAAAUUGGGCAUCUUGUUUGGGCAGACCUUGAUGUUUCAGAGCCUGAGAUGUUCGCUUCUCUCAUCGCUCCUCCACCCACAAUAGUUUAUCUGGAGGUUCCUAAUGGGGAAAAGAUAGCACAAACACUACAUUCUAAGGGGAUUCCAUACGUGAUGUACUGGAAGAAUGAGUUCUCGUCUUAUGCAGCUUCUCAUUUUCACCAGUCACUACUGUCAGUAGUGCAGAGUUCAUGUUGCCAUGCGUGGGAUGCUUUUCAACUUGCCCAUGCAUCUUUUCGCCUCUAUUGUGAAAGCAACAAUUUUGUUUUGCAUGCUAACGAUCAACAUUGUAACAAUAAAUUUGAACCACAUUUACUGGGUGACGCUCCUAAAAUAAAUGCUAUAAUUCCUGAAAGUGUUCCAGAGGAUGGAAAUGAUAUAUCUCUCGAUACCCUUCCUGUGACAAAAAUUUAUGAUGAUGAUGUGGAUGUGAGGUUUCUUAUUAGUGGAGCACCUUGCACAUCGGAAUGUCUAUUGAAUUCUUUCGAAGAUGGACUUAACGCCCUCUUGAACAUUGAAAUACGUGGGAGUAAACUUCACAACCGAAUCAGUGCUGCACCUCCUCCACUGCAAGCUGGCUCACUCUCCCGUGGUGUUGUUACCAUGCGAUGCGAUCUUGUUACUAGUAGUUCAGCACACAUUUCACUCCUUGUGUCAGGCAGUGCACAAACAUGUUUUGAUGAUCAGCUACUAGAAAACCACAUUAAAAGUGAGCUUAUUGAGAAGAAUCAGCUAGUUCAUUCUCUUCCAGAUUUUCACAAAAGCAAGUUGUCUCCAACAGAGCCUAUGACUUCUAUGUCUGUUGCUUGUGGAGCUUCUGUUUUUGAAGUUUGGAUGAAAAUUCCAUCGUGGGCUGCUCAGGUUUUGAAGCAGCUGGCUUCGGAUGUAUCCCACCGUAGCUUGGUUACACUUGGCAUUGCAAGUAUACAAGGUGUUGCAGUUGCAUCAUUUGAAAAAGAAGAUGCUGAUCGCCUUCUCUUCUUUUGGCGGCAACAGAGAAAAGAGUGCCACAUCUUUGAAUGCUUUCUUCCUCUGCCGGCUCUUUCAUCUUCCGCAAGGAAACAAAGGUCCAGACCUUCAGAAACUGAACAGGAUGGUUCAGAUGCCUGUAACCGUAUUGUAGAAACCGAUGGGUCAGUCUUUCUGAAACAUGAUGGCGAUGCCUUGAAACAAGUUGGCUCAUGUGAAGGGAUUCCUAGCACUUAUAAAAGAUUUAAGAUUGCUACAAUGAAGCCCAUUCCACACUCGCACCAACAUCAAAUGUUGCCUUUUUCAGGAGUUGACAAGGAUAUGAAUGAUGGAAGCCAGGCAAAAGUUAACCUGCAAAAUGUACUUUCCAUAAAGCAUAAUACUAUUCGCACUCCUUUGGUGCACAGAAAAUCUGUAUCAAAUUCUUUUCGUAAGCAACAAAAUAUACCUCUAAAUCCUUUACCAUUGAAGAAACAUGGAUGUAAUAGAUCACCAAUUCAAGAUUGUUCUGAAGAGGAAUUCCUUGAAGAUGUCAUGCAAUUUCUACUCCACAGAGGACAUAGUCGACUUGUUCCUCAAGGAGGACUUUCUGAGUUUCCUGAUGUUGUACUCAAUGCCAAACGUCUAGAUCUGUUCAACUUGUAUAAAGAGGUAGUUUCAAGGGGAGGCUUUUAUGUUGGGAAUGGCAUAAACUGGAAAGGACAGGUUUUCUCAAAGAUGCGAAACUAUACAAUUUCGAAUAAAAUGACCGGCGCCGGAAAUACAUUAAAAAGACAUUAUGAAACAUAUCUCUUGGAAUAUGAGCUAGCACAUGAUGAUGUGGACGGCGAGUGUUGCUUGUUGUGUCACAGUAGCACUCCUGGUGACUGGGUGAAUUGUGGAUUAUGUGGGGAGUGGGCACAUUUUGGCUGUGACAGACGACUGGGUCUUGCUACUUUUAAGGAUUAUGCGAAGACAGAUGGCUUGGAGUACAUUUGCCCCAACUGCAGUCUCACAAACACUAAGAAGAAAUCACAGAAGCUCGUGAAUGGAGGCUCCAGCACUGCUGUUCUUUCCGAGCAUACAUGAUCAUUUCUUUCCUCUUGGCAUUUUGCACGAGGAGCUUUGCAAGGGCUUACACUUCCUCAGAGUGCUAAUUCCUUGUGUUGUUUACUAGGCUUAGGUCAGACAUCUAGGACGAAUGCAGAGGGACAAACACUAUAGUAAUUGUUAUUAUUAUUUUGGUUUAUUUUAAAAAAUCUACAUAUUUUUUCUUCUUCUUUAUUUCUCUUUAUUAUAUAAUAAUUUAGCUGUUAUUUCAGAUAA
This is a messenger RNA of Zingiber officinale, 3367 nucleotides long. Its product is annotated as AT-rich interactive domain-containing protein 4-like. NCBI's taxonomy places the organism in Eukaryota, Viridiplantae, Streptophyta, Magnoliopsida, Zingiberales, Zingiberaceae. The record is from RefSeq and is a predicted model, not a curated record. Gene Ontology annotation, molecular function: DNA binding. The coding region runs from base 812 to 3130 and encodes 772 amino acids. The transcript has 17 exons.